Pyrenophora tritici-repentis Pt-1C-BFP is the source of this 702-nucleotide messenger RNA. Its product is annotated as DUF543 domain-containing protein. Lineage: Eukaryota; Fungi; Ascomycota; Dothideomycetes; Pleosporales; Pleosporaceae. Gene Ontology annotation, cellular component: MICOS complex; mitochondrion; mitochondrial inner membrane. The record is from RefSeq and is a predicted model, not a curated record.
AUCAAGCACCACGUCAAACCGGUCUCUAUUUACCUCCAGCACACCGAGUGCGCCGUUGAACCCAUCAAUUGCACUCGCAAGUUCCGCAGCCAUGGCCGAAAACAACCCCCAGCCCGUCGCGUCCAUCUCACGAACCACACGCCCCAUGAGCGAAGCUCUGCUCAACGAAAAGUGGGACCGCUGCCUCUCUUCAAUGCUCAUCCGAUCCGGUCUCGGCCUCUCAUUCGGCGUCGUCUUCUCAGUACUCCUCUUCAAGCGACGUGCAUGGCCCGCAUUCGUCGGUCUCGGUUUCGGUGGUGGACGAGCAUGGGAAGAAUGUGACAACUCCUUCAAGCGAGCAGCAGCACCCCCAAAAGACGGCCUCCGCGUUAUCCGACCAUAAGUUAUGCAACUCGUGCGGAUGGGGAGGUGGAACGAGAUCAUUCUGUGUAAUUCAAGCAGCUUUGCAUGCGGAACAUGCAUUGUACAGUAGGGCAUGGUAUAGAUCGUUUGGGCAAUUGAACGCUGUACAUCACACUCCGGACCCACUCUCACCUUUGGUUCGAGACAUUAACUCAUAUGUUCGGAUCCAGGUGGAGACUUUUGCUUUGAAGCCUCUCGAUGACUUUCUCUCGAGUUUCUGUUCACUGCUCUAACUCGUGGCUUCUGGCUGAUAUGUAUUGCAGAUGCGGGACACAGCACUAGCCCAUACUCUUUACUUGC